This is a messenger RNA of Aspergillus caelatus, 2804 nucleotides long. RefSeq names its product putative heat shock trehalose synthase. The transcript is spliced from 7 exons. The record is from RefSeq and is a predicted model, not a curated record. The coding region runs from base 378 to 2393 and encodes 671 amino acids. Lineage: Eukaryota; Fungi; Ascomycota; Eurotiomycetes; Eurotiales; Aspergillaceae.
GACAGAACCUGCAGCCGGGGGAAGCUACUGCAGCAAAUCCUACAAGUUGCUCGUUUUUGAUGACCGAGCUCUUGCUUCGUGUUAGUGAGCGAAUGUCCCAUAUCACGCCACUUUUCUCGGCUUUGUCGAUCAAUGACCCUUGUUUGUACUUGCUAUGACACACUUGAGCUUGAGUAUACUGACUCUUCUCUGAGCGUGGCAACAUACAUUACUCAGACUAGGGCUUUCGCGGUCCAGAGCCGAGCAAUGCAAAAUAGGGAAUGCAAGUCACCCUAAAUUACCGCAAACCUCGAAUAGAACAGGGUAGUUGGGGAUUUAAUGUAUUGAAAUUUGUUCAUAUUCAGAAGCGAAACUGACCUUGCUGACAGUCGUAUUCAAUGUUUUCAAAUUCGAAAGUUAACUUUCCGAUUCCCAUCGGCGAAAAGUCUUCUCGGGAUAAUUCUUGGUGCGGGCCUCCUUCACAUAUUGUUUAUGCAGGAAUAUCGGAGCUUGUAACCGAUGGUUCAGAUGGCAAGGUUACACUUGCCAUUCGCAAUGCCACACAGCUGGUGGACUUCUUCGUAUAUAGGUUGGUAGUUCACGGUGGUCAUGUACUUUCCUUUGCGACGAGCGAGUUUAUAUCCCAUCUACGAAGCUAUGGAAAGAAGAAUAGGACGAAGAUAGUCGCCGUGGCCGUGCCGCAAACCCUUGUCAACAAAUGGCCAUCACUAUGCUCCCAUCUCUGGAAAGACCUUGAUGCCGUCCCUUUAGUGCUGGAGUGUAAAGACCGUAUUAGGCAGAAAAAUGAACCCGGUGAGCUCGCUACGUUUUUAGGCUGGGAGAGAAAGGAGCUCGAUGAACAGGCAGAUUCAAUGGCGCGCAAAUGUCUAGGGUCAUUUGGUAUUGGACAUGUACUUCACAACCAUAUCUGUGCUGAUGGCAUGGUUGAGGUUGACAGGGGUUUUCGUGUCCACGUUGGAGAUCAACGAGAUUAUGAGGAGACCGUGCAUCCGGACACAUGGAAUAUUGUCCAAGGCUUUGCAAAAGAUCUCAUGGAGAGGAAAAUUAAAAUAGCAAUUUUCAGUAUGACAUGUGAGGGGAAGCCUGAUGUGCAUACAAGGCACGCGUUUGUCAGAUUCUCUCAGAAGCUUGGAGUAGACACGAAAUGGUAUGUCCCGAAGCCACGGCCCAGUAUUCUUCAAAUUGUGAGGAAGAUGGAAGAUACCAUGGAAGGUUUGACUGGACCGGACGAAUACCUUGGGACAGAUGACGAGUUACGGCUCCUGGAGUUCGCCUAUGAAAAUGCGAGACGAUACUGGCUACGAGAAAAUGGACCCCUGCGGCCUCGCCUAGAAGGUGGCGCAGACGUGGUGAUAAUUGAUAGUGCACCCCUGUUGACGUUGGCACUCCUCGCGAAGCAAUGCGACCCGGAAAGACCAGUUAUUUUUGAAAAUAGAUUGCACGUUCAGCAACAGAGAUUGCUUGAGGAUUCGACAAGCCCACAGACUCGCGUGUGGGAAUUCGUGAAAACAAGGCUAAAGCAUGUUGAUAUUUUAGUCUCUCAACUACCUCGUGAACUGACACCGUCCAUCAUGCCGGAUAGGAAUGUCGGGUAUAUACCGGUUACAGUCGACCAAUUUGACGGAUUUAAUAAAAACAUUGCGGCCAACGACAUCACAUUUUACGGACGGGAGUUCAACUCCUUAUGCAGGGUAUUGGGAUCCCCUACCACAUCGUAUCCUGAUGAGGAAUAUAUCCUCCAUCUCUCACAAUUAAGACCAGGAGACGGGACAAUCCCUCUGCUCGAUGCGUAUGCGAACUUCUGCGAAGGAUAUAUCGCAACGAAACAUGGUGCAGCAUCCCCACCUAAGCUGUUGAUUUGUCACCACGGCCCAUCUAAAAGCCCGGAAAACUCGCUUACAUACGACCGCUUGCUGGCACAUAUCAACACUAAUAUGCAGGACCUUGCAGAUCGGGUCUGUAUUGUGCAGGUCGGUCCUCAGGAUCAGAUGUGGAACACACUCCUGACGGAGGCCCGUGUUCUCGUUCAGCUCUCGAUGGUCCAUGGAAUACCAGAGGUCCUUCUAUGGGCUCUCCAGAAGGGGAAGGCUGUAAUCACUACCAGAGAAGCAAGAUUCUUUUCAUUCUUAUACAACAUGCCAAAUGUUUUCCUAGUUGAUAGUGGGGAUGUUAACACCGUCUCGCCACAUUUAUUCCAUCUUUUCACUGACAAAGACCUCUACGCACGAGCUGUUUCAAACGCCCAGCAAAGGCUACCAGAUAGCCUGACUACAGUUGGCAAUGCAGCUGCUUGGAUGUUUCUGGCCUCGAAAGUGUCGCGUCUGGGUACCUUUGAACCAAAUGGCGAAGAUAUAGAUAGGUUAGCACUCCAGGAGGCAGGACCGUAUACUUGAAACGUUCUGUGAAUAUUGGUUUGUCACUUGAUAUUGUGCUCUUCGGUAACUGCCAAAUGCAACUAUAAUAAUGCGAUCGGGAAUUGGCGUUAGGAAUAUGCACUGGAGACUCAAUUCUAGCAGUUCCGGCGGUUAAGCCAGCAUUGCAUAUUGAAAUUGAUUUAUGAAAAGUCCACUUCAGGAGGGUAAUUAUGACGGUGUCAUCCAGGUUUAAGAAAGACGAAUACGCGUUGGUGUCCAUGAAUCGAGGGAACCAAACAUGACCUUAAGUAAACAAUAGACGCUAUCCUAUGAUGUGGGAGAGAAGUCCGCCAUGGUACAGAACCCUCCGGAAAACGAAGCGCGAACACGAUUGGCAUUGAAUCCUUCGUGGCGAUACCUCGACAGUGUGGGACAUGAGCUAAGUCAGGC